AUGACCGACCGUCAGGAGACGACCCUCGACGACAUCCGCAACUCCAGGCUUUCGAACGCCACUAAGCUCUCCUACGCAAGCGGUAUGCGGAGGAUCUACGAUUGGAUCAACACCCUCAGUCAAAUGGAGCGCGACCGCAUGCUCAGCAGUGACGGCACCAUAAGUAUUGUUGGCUUCACCUACCAUGACUUCCCCGCUUUUAUUGUGCUUACCCUCAGUGCACGUGAUAUUAAGGUGGCCACAAUGUCAGGCUACCGAUCGGCCAUCAAAGACUACUACAAGCAACACAACACUGCGCUGCCAAGUGGAUACGACACUGACAUGAAAGAUCUUUUUCAAGGCAUGCAUCGCCUAAAGGCGACCGCAGAGCAGUCAAGCUCUAUCAAGGACUCGGGCAAACGACACCUUAAGUUUGGACACUACCAAGCGCUGGCAUUAGCGUCUGUGAAGGCGAAUGACGGUGGCUUUCAACACCUCUUUUUGGUGCUUUCGUGGAACCUGAUGGCUCGAUCUAAGUCCACGGAAACCGUUCAACUGGACCAUCUUACCUUGGAAGGUGAUGCCCUUGGCGUCACGUUCUAUAAGACGAAGACUGACCAGACCGGCAGCAAACGUCGCGACCCCAAGCACUUGUACGCCAACCCCCUUAACCCGUCCAUCUGUGUGUUUUUGGCAUUUGCUAUCCAUUUUGCCUCAAACGUGUGCCUGACUGAUGGGCCCUUGUUCGUUGGGUCCAACCAAAGGACUCGGUUUGGUAAAGGCCUUCGUUCUAUUGUCAAGUCAGGUGAGCUCGGUACGACAGAAGAUAUUGGCACCCACUCGGUUCGCAAGGGUGCAGCAACGUACGUUUGCUCGGGCAGCACAGCCGGACCCUCCAUCAUCAGCGUGUGUUUACGGUGUGGCUGGUCCUUGGGAAACGUCGUUGAACGGUACAUGCACUAUGAAAAAGCCGGGGAUCAGUUUGUCGGUCGCACAGUUGCUGGCCUGCCGUUGAACAAGGCGGACUUUGCUGUGCUGCCACCCCACUUUACGUCCAACUCGGACGCCACCGUCGACGACACGGUGAUGCUGCUGUUCCCCGUACUCUCGGCAGUGCCCAAGUUUGUCCCCAUGCUGCGCCUCUUUCUCGCGUCUCUCGUCCAGCACUCGGGGUGGCUGAAGAGCCACCUUCCGCCGAAGCACGCGCUGCUGCACACAGCACUGUUUGCCGACCCCAGCCGCUUGGAACGGCUCGUUCCACUUGUCGCAACAGCGUCCACACUGAUGCAGCCAACCGGCCUUCCCCCGUACGUUGAGAUCUUUAGCCUUAUGGAGGCCAGCAAAACCUCUGUCGACGCCGUCAAAACGUCCAUCGACAACAUCGCUCCAAGCGUGAUUGCGGGGGUCCAGGGCUUGCUGGACGAUCGCGACUUUGCUUCUGGGGUGUUGACCCCCGCACACUUGCACUCAACCCUAGAGACCACGGUUACCCGGUUCGAAGCCUCUAUGAGGUCGAUCGUUGGCUACCCCGUCCCUGCCCAACCCCUCUCCGCUGAAGCGUCGACCACUCCCUCCCAUGCGAUUGUUCGGCAACUGUACACGUGGGGGGGCGGGAUGCAUCGGGUUCCCGAAGCCUUUUCGAUGCCGCUGGUCGACACAGCCACAGCUUGGUCCCUAUGGUGGGGCUCCAUCAACAACACUGUUCCGUACAGGUCACUUACCCCAUCGGAUCUGGCAGCCAAGAACGACAAGCGAAUCUUGUCAGAGUGGCUGCUUGUGAUGUCGUUUUUGACUGCUGCCUACAGGGAAGCCAUGGGUUGCAGUUGUACCGCUUCGUGCACUGCUGUCGACGACUCCGAAGGGUCGUGA
Messenger RNA from Aphanomyces invadans, 1848 nucleotides. RefSeq lists its product as hypothetical. The record is from RefSeq and is a predicted model, not a curated record. The transcript is spliced from 3 exons. Bases 1 to 1848 code for a protein of 615 amino acids. Gene Ontology annotation, biological process: DNA recombination; DNA integration. Gene Ontology annotation, molecular function: DNA binding. Lineage: Eukaryota; Oomycota; Saprolegniomycetes; Saprolegniales; Verrucalvaceae.